GAAAGAUAAACUUUAAUUUGUUGUUCAAUUUAGGCUAUUGAAGUUGUUGAUCUGGACCAAAAGAUAAAAAUGGUUGGAGAGCUUGAAGGUCAUGUGAUGCGGUGUGUUCGUGAUCAGAAUGGUAACCAUGUGAUUCAGAAAUGUAUUGAAUGUGUCCCUGAAGAGCAUAUCCAGUUCAUUGUUACCACUUUCUUUGAUCAAGUUGUCACCCUUUCAACUCAUCCAUAUGGAUGCCGUGUCAUACAGAGAAUAUUGGAGCACUGCAAGGAUCCAAUGACACAGAGUAAAGUGAUGGUUGAAAUUUUAGGAUCUGUUAGCAUGUUGGCACAAGAUCAAUAUGGCAAUUAUGUUGUUCAGCAUGUGCUAGAGCAAGGAAAUGACAGCGAGCGUUCAACAAUAAUUAGAGAGCUAGCCGUGAACAUAGUUCAAAUGAGCCAACAGAAGUUUGCAUCCAAUGUCGUUGAAAAGUGUCUGUUGUUUGGUGAUCCCUCUCAAAGACAACUUCUUGUCAAUGAGAUGCUUGGCACCACAGAUGAAAAUGAACCACUUCAGGCAAUGAUGAAAGACCAGUUUGCAAAUUACGUUGUACAGAAGGUUCUGGAAACUUGCAAUGAUGAGCAACGCGAGCUUAUCCUUUCACGAAUUAAAGUCCAUCUGAAUGCUCUGAAGAAAUAUACAUAUGGGAAACACAUUGUGGCUCGUGUAGAGAAGCUAGUUGCUGCUGGAGAGAGGAGAGUUGCAUUACAGCAUUCUUCAUAUCCCGCAGCUUAGACAUUAGAGCGAAAAAGAGUUUGUACAGCUAACAGAGGCUAGUUUGCGCUCUCUUUCUCUCUCUCUCUCUAUAUAUAUUAUCGCUCUCUAACCUUUUAGAGUAGGUUGGUUAGGGAGGUGAAUAAGAAGAAAACUGUACUUUUUUUUUGUGUAGUUUUAAUUUUGAAGGAUUUUAUAAUAAUUAUAUAGAGAAUGAGUUCAACAACAGCUUGAGGCUCAAUGAGAUUCUACAGAGGAAAUUGAUUUGUAGCUUCGAGAGUGUAAAGAAUACUUACUAGCUAUUAAUGCUGUAAUUUUAUCGUGUGACUGUACAAAUGUUUCAUGACGUUGAUAUGGUCGAAUUAUCUUUGAGCUCUUUUCAUGUAUGAUAGAAGAUACAGUUUUUGAAUUCUUUUAAUGGUUUGCUCUUGUUA
This is a messenger RNA of Impatiens glandulifera, 1184 nucleotides long. Its product is annotated as pumilio homolog 1-like. Gene Ontology annotation, cellular component: cytoplasm. The transcript is spliced from 5 exons. The record is from RefSeq and is a predicted model, not a curated record. Bases 70 to 771 code for a protein of 233 amino acids. Gene Ontology annotation, biological process: post-transcriptional regulation of gene expression. Gene Ontology annotation, molecular function: mRNA binding. NCBI's taxonomy places the organism in Eukaryota, Viridiplantae, Streptophyta, Magnoliopsida, Ericales, Balsaminaceae.